This is a messenger RNA of Oncorhynchus kisutch (coho salmon), 4448 nucleotides long. It is a transcript of the gene astn1, whose product is annotated as astrotactin 1. The record is from RefSeq and is a predicted model, not a curated record. Lineage: Eukaryota; Metazoa; Chordata; Actinopteri; Salmoniformes; Salmonidae. Gene Ontology annotation, molecular function: protein binding. Gene Ontology annotation, biological process: neuron cell-cell adhesion; neuron migration. The transcript has 23 exons. Gene Ontology annotation, cellular component: membrane; endosome. The coding region runs from base 394 to 4341 and encodes 1315 amino acids.
ACGGGUUAUUACUGUAGCCUAUAAUAAACACCUAUAAACGUAUUGGCGCGCAAAUACAGUCGACUAUCCCAGAUUGCACUAGUGGGCUCCCAGAUGAGCAACAUCUUCAAUGGCUUGAUUUGGGUAUUUCCAAUAAAGGGGUCAGUGGUACUGCGCAUUUUUGCAUUUCCCGCUAUCAUAUAACUCAUACGCUGCAUUGAAAUGAUCAAAAAUCAUCUUUAACCAUGUGACAGGGGGAUUUGGGGAUUUAUGCGAAAUAAGCGCUAUUUAUUUUCCGAACAAAACAACCCGGAAAUGUGUGCUUUGCCAGCGCAUUCCCCCUCGCUCCUCUUCCUCUCGGUAUUGAAGUGAAACCCUCGAACAGAAAGGAGACGGGGAUACGAAGUAGCGGUGAUGCGGGGCAUGAUGGGUCUGAGAUUGCUUGUCUCACUCGCAUGGAUUCUUGCCUUCAAAGCUGCUAAUAUUCAAGGUGUGAAUGCCGACGAGGAUCAGUCCCAAGAUAUGGAAUGCAAAAUGAAAAGCGUCACCGUGUCUGCGUUGCCGUUUUUGAGAGAAAACGACCUGAGCAUCAUGCAUAGUCCGUCGGCCUCCGAGCCCAAGCUUCUGUUCUCCGUCAGAAAUGAUUUCCCGGGAGAAAUAGUCGUCGUGGACGAUCUAGAAAACACUGAACUCCCCUUUUUCGUCCUAGAGAUCACGGGAAACUCUGAGGAUAUUCCUCUGGUGCGAUGGCGGCAACAGUGGCUGGAGAACGGCACGUUGCUCUUUCAUAUCCACCACCAAGAUGGCAGCCAGAACCUCCCCGGCCUCUCCGCCACGGACGACCCUGCCAGCGACUCUGCCGAGGAGGAGCUACGCAUCCUCCACGUCUCUGUCAUGGGAGGCAUGAUCGCUUUGCUCCUCUCCAUCCUCUGCCUGGUCCUCAUCCUCUACACACGCAGGCGGUGGUGCAAACGCCGCCGUGUGCCCCAGCCCCAGAAGAGCGCCAGUGCAGAGGCGGCCAAUGAGAUCCACUACAUCCCUUCGGUAUUGAUGGGGGGCCAGGCCAGGGAGAGCCUGAGAAACUCCAGGGGCCAGGGCCACAAUUCCAGCGGCACGCUCAGUAUCCGAGAGACUCCCAUCCUGGAUGGCUACGAGUAUGACAUCACUGACCUGAGACACCACCUGCAGAGAGAGUGCAUGAACGGAGGAGAGGACUUUGCCAGCCAGGUCACACGCACCCUGGACUCCCUUCAGGGCUGCAAUGACAAGGCCAGCAUGGACCUGACACCUGGGAGUGACAAUACAAAGUUGUCCCUAAUGAGCAAGUACAAGGACAACAUCAUCGCCACCAGCCCCAUCGGCAGCAAUCACCUGCAGCAGAACACUCUCCUCCUCCACAACACCUCCUCCACUGGCCAACGAAAACAACGUCUGUCCAGCAAAACUCGUGUGGGUUCAACCUUCUUGAACCCAGACGGGGACUCUGGCACGGAGGCCGACAGCGAACCUCAGCUGACCUUUUACACUGACCCCAAUCGCAGCAGGCGCCGCAGCCGAGGUAUGAGAAAUGGUAACGCCAACAGCGCGUGGGGCUCAGGGGGUUCCCCACGAAGCCCCAUCAAUAAGACCACCCUGACUUUGAUCAGCGUUGUCAGCUGUGUGAUCGGCCUGGUGUACUCCUCACACCUCUCCUGUGGCCUCAAUGUCAGGGUCAUCCUCCAUGUGCCCGAGCACCUCAUCGCAGACGGGUCCAGGUUCAUUUUGCUGCAGGGCAGUCAACUGGAUGCGUCUGACUGGCUGAACCCGGCCCAGGUGUUACUAUACUACCAGCAGAAUGCCAGCGGGCCUUGGAUCAAUGAGCUGUGUGGCCGCCGCAUUCUGGACCCCUGUGAACACCAGUGUGAUCCAGAGACAGGUGACUGUCUCUGCUUAGAUGGUUACAUGAAGGACCCGGUCCACAAGCAUCUCUGUAUUCGUAACGAGUGGGGUCCAAAUCAAGGACCCUGGCCUUACACUAUUUUCCAGCGUGGUUUUGAUCUGGUGAUGGGAGAACAACCAUCUGAUCGCAUUUUCAGGUUCACAUACACAUUGGGGGAAGGGAUGUGGUUACCAUUAAGUAAAAGCUUUGUCAUUCCACCUGCUGAGCUGGCAAUCAACCCUUCAGCAAAGUGCAAGACUGAUAUGACUGUCAUGGAGGAUGCUGUGGAUGUGAGAGAAGAGCUGAUGAUCUCCUCAUCGUUUGACAGUCUGGAGGUUUUGCUGGACUCGUUUGGCCCGGUGCGCGACUGCUCAAAGGACAACGGUGGUUGUAGCCGAAACUUCCGCUGCGUCUCUGACCGCAAGCUUGAUUCCAGUGGAUGCAUGUGCCCUCCUGGACUGAGUCCCAUGAAGGAUGGCACAGGCUGCUACGACCACCACAUUGGCAUCGACUGCUCUGACGGCUUUAACGGAGGCUGUGAACAACUGUGCCUCCAGCAACUCGCCCCCCUGGAGGAUGACCCCACCCUUUACAACAUCCAGAUGUUCUGCGGUUGUAUUGAGGAUUACAAGAAAGGUCAAGAUGGUCGUUCCUGCCAGCCCCUGUCUGAAGCCUGUACCGAGGGACUGGACUGUGGGGAGACAGCUGACAUCCCAGCCAACCAAACUGUUUUUGGGGAUCUCUUCUAUGGCUACAACAACCACACCAAGGAGAUCACCUCUGGGCAGAUCCUCAAAGCUACCUUCAGGCAGAAGAACUUUGCCCGAGGCAUCGAGCAGCAGCUCCCAGAUGGCAUGGUUGUGGCAUCAGUUCCAACCGAGGUGCAAUGCCACGAAGAGCUGUCAGACCCAGUCCCUGACCCAGACUAUCUCACAGGAAUGGUGAACUACAGUGAGGUCUCUGGGUACCCACUCAUCCAGCAAUGGCGGCUGAGGUCCAUCCUGUACCACGUCAAACUGAACCAGUGGGUACUCUCUCAAGCGUUCAGCUCUGCUAUCCACUCCCUGGACGGUGCCACCCUCCGCAGUGAUUUUGUCUCCAUCCUCAGGGAGUUUGGUAAUCACUUUGUACAAGAGGCAGUGUACGGCUUCGAGGAGGCCUGCACUAUCUGGUACCCCAACAAGCAGGUCCAGAGGCAGCUGUGGCUGGAGUACCAGGACAUCAGCAAAGGGAAUUCCCCAUCAGAAGAGUCAGAGGAGCGUGACAAGGAGCCCCGGACCCUGACCUACCCAGCGUACAUCGCCAGCCUGCUGGACUCCGGUGCCAAGCGCAUGGCGGUGGGGGUGCGCAUGGACUGCAGCAGCCAAGGCCAGUGCCCGUACUCCUGCCACCUCUGCCAUAUGAGCCCUGGGCCUGGGCGUCCAGCUGAGCCUGUACUGCUCCAGAUGACUAAGGCCACCCCGCUCUACGAGCUGGUCUCCAACAAUGAGACCUACCAGGCACUGCAGGAGGCCAUGAUGAGCAUGCUGUGGUGUUCUGGGAAAGGUGACGUCAUCGAUGACUGGUGCCGUUGCGACUCGAACGCAUUCGGGAUGGACGGCCUGCCAACAUGUGCACCUCUCCCCCAGCCUAGGCUCAGGUUGUCCCACUCCUAUGAGCCCAGCAGUUCAUUGGUCAUCAUGGAAUGGAAUCACACUGAGCCACUAAUUGGGGUGCGGAUUGUUGAUUACCUCAUCAGCCAGGAGAAGGUGACAGAGAGGACAGACCACUCCAAAGUGGAGACAGAGUCGAUGUUGAGCUUUGUGGAUGACAUCCUGUCUGGGGCCAAGUCUCCGUGUGUGAUGCUUGGGGAUAUCCCUGACCUCUUGACCUCCUCCGUGAGCAUGAUCAUCCGCUGCCUGGAGCCAGACACGACGUACAUGUUUAGGCUCUGGGCAGUGGACAACACAGGCCGUCGCUCCAGUCCUAGUGAGGUCACCAUCAAGACCCCCUGUCCUGCUGUGGAUGACGUCAAAGCACAAGAGAUUUCAGACAAGAUCUACAACUUGUUCAAUGGUUACACAAGUGGCAAGGAGCAGCAGACGGCCUACAAUGCGCUGAUGGAACUGGGCUCUCCCACCCUGCACCGUGUGCUCUACCACUACAACCAGCGUUACGAGAGCUUCGGAGAGUUCACCUGGAGAUGCGAGGAUGAACUGGGGCCCAGGAAAGCUGGUCUGAUUCUCUCCCAGCUGGACAACCUGAGUGGCUGGUGCAGGGGUCUUCUCCAGGAGUCCAAGAUCGGCCUGCGCAGGAUGUCCCUCAAGUACCUGUCCUGCCGUUACACAGACACCAAGGCCUUUGGUCUCAACUGGGUGGAACUGGGCCAGGAUGUGCGAAAGGCCUGCGACGAACAGAACCUGCUAGUCAUGUACAAUGAUUAUGGGGAGCCCAAAGAGCGUUGAACGUCACACAGCAAAUAAUGGGUCUUGAGGAUUUGUAAGUGUGUAAUUGUGCUUUUGGGAUUAUCAUCAUGUCUGCUUUUUAAUUAGUGUGUGUUCUAACCCUUAUU